AUGGCGUUGCCCAUCGACGUGACGGCCGUGACUCUCGCAGGCCGAGAACUGGCGAAAGUCGCCGUGUCGCGCGACACCUCGUUAAGGGAGCUGGUAGAAGAAUUGGGGAAGGUCGCCGAGAUCGCAUGGGAUGCUUGGCAGCUGACAUGGGAUGGCAAGAGGUUGGGCGACUGGAGUAUGCAGCCUUUUAUCAGCACAGAACUGCCAGAGGUGGUUCUGCAAGUGGUUCUCAAAGCGCAGCCUGUGGAGCUCGAUUCAGAACAGGCCGCCGAGUUGCUGAAGGUGCUGAAGGAGCCUUACGACGGGCUCGAUGGCUUGAGCUUCGCCGUGGGAGCCUUGGAGCGCCUCUCUUUGGGAGCUGGAGAUGAUGAUGCGUGUUUUGCUGACGUUCGGGGUGAUGCCAGCAGUGGUGUCAUGUCCGAACCUCAGCUGAGCGCGCUCACACGAGCUGUUUUGGACCAGAGGUUUCGCUGCACAGUCCUGUGCCUUCGAGGCAUCCUCAGUCCUAUGCCGAUGAUGUCGAAAAUUGUCCAGCGACAGGACUCAGAUGACCUGGUGUCUUUGCUGUCGCACAUGCCGCAGCUCACCUCCUUGGAUCUUUCAGGCAACCGUUUGGGCUACACGACCACGUGCAUCGGUGGAUUGGCCACGGCGAUGCCGAAGCUCCAGAGGCUCACUCACCUCAACCUCUCCUGCAACGGCUUCUUCUCAUUCCAUGGAGGCUCUGGUGCAAUCCCACCUCAUGUUCUUGACUUGCUCCUGUCUUUGCAGUCCUUGACCGCCUUGGAGGUCCUGGACUUCCAUCUGAAUGACAAGGCUUUCGUCCGCAGCUUCGGCAAGGAGAAGGAGGAGUUGGCAAGCUUCUACUUGCCAAAGCUCCUCUCCACUCUGAGCCUGAAGCGGCUGAAGCGUCUCAUCUUCUCUGCCAACGACGUGGCGGUGCAGUCGGUGGAAGCCUUGGAGGCAGCGAGGCCAUCUGGCUGCGACCUCGACUUCGGUUUGGAGGACCACGUGGCCAGGGCCCUCUCUGCGCUUCGAGAGCCGGGAGCGUGGAAAACUUGGGGAGGUUGGGGAACUUCCGUUCCCACUUUCCGACCUCCGCUCCUGGACUUGCCGGCUCCUUCACGAAACUGGCCGGUGCGCGCGGCCUACUACCUGCACUUGGGCCGGGGCCUGGCUGAGCUGGAGCCAGAGCUACGGCAGGUGGUGAAGGUCGACCUCUCUGGUCAGAAGCUCGGCCGGUCGUGGCCCGGGCUCUGUGAUCUCGUCCUGCCGCAGUUCCCGGCUCUUCGCGAGUUGGACCUCUCCAACACCGACAUACUCCUCGAUUUCAUCAAAGGUCUGCACCAACCGGCUUUUGCAUCCCUGACGACGAUGAACCUGGCAGGGUGCGGCUUGUGUCACUACUUGAGCGGGGAAAGUCCCGAGAUUGCCACGGCAUUCUCGUUCUGGGCCGAGUCGCUGACCGAUCUGGACCUUUCUGAGAACUUCAUCAGUGAGUACGGGGAUCUUUGGCUCGGCGCUUUGGAACUCAACCUGCCGCCCCUGCUGCAGGGCCUCAAGUGCUUGAAGAGGUUCGCUUUGUGUGGAAAUGACAUUGGCGGCGUGCAGGAGAGUUCCAUGCAGUUGGUCACGCGGGCCUUCGAGACCGUGACGCCGGAACUGUCCUUGGAACAGCUGGACCUGCGGAAGAAUCACCUGGAAGGAGCGCAUUGGGGCGAACUUCUGGACAAACUGAGAGCGGCAGUGCCAUGGGUCCUUGUGACCAAUGAUGAUGCGUAUUGA
Molecule: messenger RNA, 1785 nt
Organism: Symbiodinium natans
Lineage: Eukaryota; Dinophyceae; Suessiales; Symbiodiniaceae
Source: the annotation of a GenBank genome assembly